GCAAGCUGCACGCAGGCUUAGGCCCCUUGAACUCGGGUCCCUGCAAGCCGGUCGGGCGUCUGGGCGCAGCAUCUCUAUCGCAUGAAUGCAACUAUGACCGCUCCUCCCCGUGUGAGCUGCAAAAAUGGCAUGCCUUAGCUCAAAGCAACAUUAAGCAGCUCUGCACCAAUGCCAGACGACGCGACACCAAAGACCAGCGCGGCCGGCGCCGGCCUCGCUUCGGGAGUAGCACAGGUCCUCGCCGAGCACCCGUUGGACACGAUUAAGAUACGGCUCCAGAGCCGCGCUUUGGCUUUUGAUGUCCUGGAGGGGCCGCGCGCCGUCGCAUCAAAGGCGCUAAGUGAAGAAGGCGUCUCGGCGCUCUUCCGCGGGCUGGUCCCGCGGCUCCUGACGUACGCGCCAGUGAAGAGCACACUCUUCGCGCAGUACGACUUUUACGGAGGUACGCCAUGGGCCGGCGCUUUGGCAGGAGGCUGCAAUACGCUGCUAUCGUGCCCCGUCGACGCGUUAAAGAGUCGAGUGCAGACGCGCCAAGAUACGCUUAGUUGGCAUGUGGUGAUGCGGCAGAUGUAUCGUGAGGGAGGUUUGAAUGCUUUCUACCGCGGCUGGCUGCCCUUAUUUUGUAGAGAUGUACCGGGCUACUUUUUGCUGUUCGGUGUUUACGACUACGGCCGCGAGCUACCACAACCGCUCGUCGGCGCGGCCGCCGGCGUCGCGUUCUACGGCUCGACGCUACCCAUCGACCGCGUCAAGACGAUCAUGAUGACGCAGGACCUCCGUCGCCCGACAUUCGCAUCUCCCGUCGACUGCGCGCGCGACAUCUACCGACGGGACGGGUUGAGGGGCUUCUACCGGGCGUCGCUGCCGACAUUACUAAGGACGGCGUGCGGCCAGGCCGUCGCGCUGACGGUCUAUGGGUUGAUGAGGUGAACGCGCGGCCCGGCGUCUUAUUCUUCGUGUAUCGGGGGGCAACGACGACAACCGAGGCAUUUUCAAUACGUAGAGAGCGCCCGAACAAAGCACUUUUCAGAGGGCGCGCGUGAUCGCCCUUUUCUAGUAAGCCGAGCCCCCUCGCGCGGCCGGCGGCGUGGUAGACGUCGCGUCGAUGGCGUGGCGGUCGACGCGAUAAUUCCCCCCAGGUGGCCACGUUCCGCGACGCCGUCGCUGCCUUGUACGAGCCGCGGGCCCACCGCCUCGACGCGCCGCGAGGACGGGUUGGCGGCGACGGUCCCGCGCGCAGGUUUUUAUUGUGUAAAUUGUAGUAACUAUCUAUGAAU
Messenger RNA from Pelagomonas calceolata, 1277 nucleotides. The record is from the annotation of a GenBank genome assembly. NCBI's taxonomy places the organism in Eukaryota, Pelagophyceae, Pelagomonadales, Pelagomonadaceae.